Caenorhabditis auriculariae is the source of this 8007-nucleotide messenger RNA. Lineage: Eukaryota; Metazoa; Nematoda; Chromadorea; Rhabditida; Rhabditidae. The record is from the annotation of a GenBank genome assembly.
AUGAUUGGUGCAGGUGCAGUGAAACCGCCGCCAGCGAAGAACACGACAGUCACGAGCACGGGAAGACUUCUCAUGGUGCGACGACGUCUUCAGCCGAAUCUCCUGGCGAUGCUUAAGUACGCGCGGCCAGUGGGCCGGCCCCGUGGUUUCUUUCUGCACUCUCAUCGUCUUUUUCAAGUUUAGGAACAAGCGUGAGCGCGAAAAAACAGCCGCCGAAGAAGUUCGUCCCUCCCCUUGCCUCCGUCCGCGGUAACACCGUUUUGGUAUGGUUAUCUUUUCUCUCGGUUUGUCGAUGAUAUCUUAGUGAUUUUGCUAGUAGGACGAAAAAAGGUGCUCGAAGAACUUUUUUCCCCCGCUUCCGUUCAAAAUUGACCGUAAACGAUUCUUUCAAAACCUUGUUUAUUUGGGAGAUCUUGGAAAAUAUAUAUGAAAACUUCAAAAAAAAAAAGUUCAAAUCUGUACUUUUUGAGUUUCGACGCUUCAAAAUUCUAGGCUGCGACUUUCAAGCUUUCGGAAGAUGAGAAGCUGUUUUUUUAGAUUUUUAUUAUUACCAUAUAAACAUUUUGUCAUUAUUAACGUUUUUCAACUUUUUCUAUAAUAUUUAUACUACUGCGAAAUCGACCCUUGUUUAUUGAUGUGAUAGAAAACGACAACAAGGGAAGAAAAGACGGAGAAAGCUUACAAAAGUGCCGAAAUGAGGCGUCAAAAUCCAGAUUUUCAAGUGCUUUCGUGUCACUUUCGCCCUCCUAGCCAUAGGACUGCCCGGUAAUUCGCGUUUUUUCGAGACAUCUUUUUGGAAGGGAAAUCAACAAGCGGUUGAUGUUGCGGAGAAAGAAAGAAAGGCUUGUCCUUGGGAAUUUGACUGUUUUGCAUAUUUUGCAACCUUGCAGCUUUUUUUUUUCGAGGCGAGAAACCAGAGAAACUGAUUUUUUCUUCGAAAUCUGCGUUUCAGUUUGAAAUUAGGCGAUUCAGAGCAAUUAUACAGAGGUUUGAUGAGUAAUUAAACCUCCAUAAGAAUAAAAGAUUCCAUCACUUGGGAUUAAAUUUAGAAGACGUUAAUUUAAAAUUAUUCUGAAAAUUUGGUCGCCAGAUGUAGUCGCUCGAAGUUUCAGCCUGCAAAGAGAUCCAAGCUUUCGAAAAUGGAGACUCAAGAUCAAGUAGAAUUGUUAUUUUAACUUUCAAAUGGCGAGUUUUGGGCUUCUCCUUCUCAAAAAUCAUCUCUCUGUCAAGGCUGAGACUCUCAAGAUAUUCAUUCAUCAGAAUUUCCGUAGCUUGAACUCUGGUAAUGUUGGAUCCACUAUACUGAAGCUUAUCUUCAUCAAUUUCGAACUAACCUCACAUUUAAUAACGAUUCGGCAAUAGAGGGAAACAUCAAAGCGAUUUUUAAUUUGAACAAAAUGAGGGUCGCUCCGCAAUUCGAUUCUUCUCGGAUCAGAUUAGCCUUCGAGGAUCGGGAGUGGCAUCAGGAGAAGACCGCAACAACUCGAGGUGUCGUCUCCUCUUUGCCGAUCGCCAUCUCCGUUGAUUUUGGCCGAGAGCAACUGGUUCGAUCACGUCAUUCGUCUAAAUUGAGGCUUUCCGAGAAGGCCCUCGAGCUUUUCAUCAGGAAGAGACGUUAGUAGUACUCCAAUUAGAGAAAAAUAGACAAAAUUUUCAGAUUGAAGUGACUUGAGGACCAGAAAAAGCUCAGACGAUUCCGAUUCACACAGUCUGAAAUGGUAUGAAAAUUUUCAGAAAUUUCUUAAAACAGGCAGAAAUUUUAUUAUUCUUUUUUCGUACCUUUUCAAUAGUUUUGCUUUACUCAUUUCCAUGAAAGUUAGAAACAGAGUUCAAACCAUUAUUGAUACGUUUAACACUGAAAUAUGAAAUAAAGCGUUCUGGGUUUUUUUUCUAUCGAUUUUGACAAUGUUCAUCUCCUGUUUGAGCUCGUUUUGAUGAUGUUUUCAGAAAAUUUGAACCAGAGAAACACCUUUUUUCUUCUUCCUUACUAUACUCAAUUCCAAUAAAAACGCACUACUGUAGUGAAACCUUGUUUCUGUUAGUUUAAUUAGUUCCCAUAAAAGGAGUGUCAACGAGUUCUCAAUUAAACACGCAGUUGAAUCUGUUGGACUGCCUGGCUGGGUAGCGCCGUAAUUGCAAACGAACUACUGUUUUUUGUGCGCCGCUUUCUUCUAGCCGCCUUCCCGGAUCGGCGCAGAAGGCCUAAUAAUCAUAACGAUAAUCAUAAGGAUUUUAUGGACCUCCCACGGAGACGAGUCCAACAAACGACACCGAAGUCCUAAAUUGGCUUCUACUAUCGCCGCCGACGACGGCCAUUUCGAGUCUUCUUUGGGAAAACGGACCCUGAAAGAAGGUCUUCCGUUCAUAAAUGUCGUAAUUAAACAUUAAAGUUGAGCUUUUAAUCUUUCCGGACAUUAAAUAAAUGGAAACUCCGAACUCGUUUGAAGUAUUUCAUUUGUAACCCAUAUUAAUAAAUAUUCUAAAUAUGUAUGACUAGAUUAAGUUUAGAUUAUUCUGUGAGGUGCAGAAACUUUUUUUUUUUGGAACCAAAAUCUAGCUAUAAGUCCAGUUGCAACAAAUUAUUAUUAGAAAAUUAUUUUAUUCAUCUUAAUAUUUUUUUUUGUUUCCUCUGAGAUCUACAAGUGGUGAAGUUAAAGGAAAUAGAAACUUUUUAAAAACUGACUUUUGUGUUCCAAGCAACAGAAAUCGUAUAUUAUCUUAAUAACGGUGGAAAUUGUCUAAAAAUUCUUAUGAAACUUUUCUACGUUUUUUCAAACAGCCUAGACAGAAUUUCAAGCAUGUAUGAGUAGUAUGACUGUUGAAAACUCCAGAAAAGAAAAAUAUCAAACAUUGUAUUUUAAGUCAAUGAUAAACUUUCCGCGUUUCAUUUCUUCCCCCUGAUGUUUCUAACCACAGAAAUGAAGUUCAGCUGAAAAUUCGGAAACCUCAUUUAUCGCCAGAAUCGCCAUAAUUCAACUUUUUCUCUUGAGAGAUAGUUCCGAGCGAUAAACCGCUGUUCGAAGUUCAAUGAAACAUCCAUCGAGUUGAUUCGUCUAGAAGAAUAAAUAGGCGUAAAUUUUAAUAAGAGAUACCAAUUAUCAACAAAAAAAUAUUAUUGACGAGAAAAAUUAAAGGCGAAGUUUAGCUCUCAAAAAGUCUAAGAAAUUUCAUUUUGACGAAAAUUGUGUUUUAUGUUUUAUUACCCAACAAAACCUAAAUCGAAAGUCUAGUAAAAGUGGAUCGUUAUCCGUGAUUGAAUCUUUGACGCCGAAGAAUCGAAAAGAAUGGCAGGACCCAGCGAAACUUUUUUUUUCGAUUCGAAAUGACCGUCGGAUCGAACGAGAUCUGUUGUCAAAUUGCAUAGCUUGCAGAGUGUUAUAGCUUAUUCUCGCAGUUCCCAACUUUCUUUUGUGCGAAAAAGUUUUAUUCAUGGGGCGAAAAAUAUACAAAAAUUGAAUAACUAAGAAAAAAAACAAUACCGAUUUCUAAAGAGUUCCACUUUUUGAAUUUUCCAAAUUGUUCCUAAUGUCUUCGGAGGAUUGUACUCAAUAUUUAAGAUGCGAUUGUGAAAUAAAAAGGAUCAUAAAGUUGCAAGAUUAUGCUUCAGAGAAUUUUUCGGCUUGUAAGGAUAAAAUUGUGAGAAAUUAUUGAAAAAAAAUAGUACGAGUUAGAUUUUAUGAACCUGUACGUCAGCCAUUUACCAUUUUCGAUUAGAAAUAAUAUUUUUAUCUCCCUUUGAUAAGAUGCUUGACCUCGAUAGCAAGCUUUAUUUAUUUUCCUAAACAGCCGACUAUAGUUAUCAUUCCGAACACUUCAAAACCACAGAAUUUAACUUUAAGUUUUCACCUUCACCCGUUUUCAAACAAAAGUUUCCAUUCAACCCUACAAACGUCACUCUCUAGAAAGUUCAGCGCCACCUGAGAAAAAGAAAAUCAAAAAGCUCAGACGUUGGAACAAAUGUUGCCAUUUAAUGGUGUGAGUCUCGGGUCUGAGAAAAAAAAAGAAAAAGACACGAGGAAUCGAAAUAAUCGGCUCAAAAGUUGGGAAAGAUUUCUUUGCAGUCUUUCGGAAAAUUUCAAACAACUUCCUUCAUUCAAAAAAAGUGUUCAAAGUUUAUAAAAAAAAUCAAAAAAAUUUGCUCUUUAGGUUAUCUUUUUUUAUGACUGACUGAUUUUUCGAGCUCGCGAGUUAGGUCUGAAACCAUUUAGGCGUUUUAAAAAUUCUCACGUUGCAACAUACUUUUCAAAAUAUUUCAAAAGGCCUUUGAAGACUUUUGAAAAAAUUUCCAGGACCGUGACCAUGUAGAGAAUUCUCAAACUCUGCAAGUCGGGAAACUGUGAAAAAGUAAAAAUUGAUUGAAAAAAUUUCAAAAGGUUCGCCAUUUCCCAACUCUUCCACGUGACUAUCUACGACGCCAAGGCGCGUUUCGCCAUUUCUCUUUUGAUUUCUCGACUCAUUUCAUUUCUUCCAACAGCCGACGCCGCGUGGCUCGGCCCAUUGACCUGACAGUUGUCAGUCGUGAUCGAUUCGGCCACGCCCCACCUCAAGUUGGUGCACUCGUUCCACUCACUCUGGCCUCGAUGGCUGCUCAGUUCGAAGGUGUCGAGAAGGCUCUCGCCGAGGGCCUCGAAGGCCGAAACCUCGAGGAGGUCUACCGCAUUUUGUACGGCAGGAAGGCCAGGUUUGCAAACCGCUUUAUCGCAAACGUCGAAGGCUUAUCUAAGUAGGGAGGUCAUUUUAGUUUACGGUUUGGAACUUUCGACAGGUUCGCUCGAAUACUUUUUGAAGGUUAAGAUAUCUGAAAGGCAAAUUUUAGUUUUCUAGAUUAUUUUUUCAAAGUUCGAAAAGAAAAACUCAUCUUUCGCCAAUUUAAAAGUCAUAUCUAGAACUAGAAGUUGGCGACUAGGAGUCAUCCCCAUCUAAAUCUUCGAAGAAAUUGAGAUAAUUAUCAGAAAAUUCGAAGUCGCAAAAGUAAAAUGACCUCCCGUGUAAAUGAAGCUUUGAAAUGAAUUAGAUUUCUCGUUCAUCUCACUAUUUUUCUUCAUGAAGUUCUAUUUCGAAAUAAAAUAAAGUUAGAUCUGAAAAAAAUGUUUUUUUGGCAAUGCUAUUUUGAUUUUUCAUACAGUAUGAAUCGUAAAUAAUCGGUAUUUUUCACAUUUAUUAUAUAAAAACUUUCUUCCUGGUGUCUAUUGUGAGCAACGCCCUUUAUUUCUCAGCAAUUGAGAAUAUAAAUUCUCCAUUUCAGUCGAUAAAUGUAAUUUUACUUAUUAAUGAUGUUAAGUGUUUACGACAUCCCGAAUGAUCUCCGAAAAUCGGCCGAAGCGAACAAAUUCCAGUUGAGUGGCUACGUCGUCGAGGCUGGCGGCGAGCAGCUCAGAGCUCCUCGGAAGGUUCCUUUUUUUCAUUGGUGAAAAUUCAUCUGGGCCUGUCACAAAAAGCUCUUUUUAGCAGACUUUGUGAGCCAAAAAUCACGAAAAAUGUCAUGUUAAGGUGCGGAUAGCCGCGAUCCAAAACGCGAUAGUCUUGCCGACGACGGCUCCUGUAGAAGAGCAGCGGAACGCGAUCCAUCAAAGAGUCGGCCUGAUGAUCGAACACGCCGCUCUCGCCGGAGCCAACAUCGUCUGUCUACAGGAGGCCUGGAGUACGUCUUCAACCUUCUGUCCGUCUUCUCAUCACUUGAGAUUUCAGCUAUGCCGUUCGCCUUUUGCACUCGGGAACGUUUGCCUUGGACCGAGUUCGCCGAAUCUGCGCUCCAUGGCAUCACUACGCAGUUCUUGAGCAAGGUUAUUUUUGCAACAGCUGAAUCGUUAGCUUAACCUCCGGGUUAACAAGAACCUAGUAUAGCUGCAUUUAAGUGAAUUUAGUACGACUGAAAUGUUUGCAAACGAGAAAAUAGUUUUUCAAGCUUUCUCUGCAUUUCUGAGAAUUUUUUGCCUUUUUUUUUACUAUGAAACAUAUUUGCAAGUACAGCGAGACAGGAAAGGCAUAAUUUUCUCCAUUUUUUCAUUUUUUUUUAGCUGGCUCGCAAGCUUGACAUUGUUAUCGUGUCGCCGAUUCUGGAGCGCGACGAGGAGAAAGAUGACGUCAUCUGGAACACGGCGGUGAUCAUCUCCAACCACGGCACAGUCAUCGGUCGCACACGGAAGAACCACAUUCCUCGAGUUGGCGACUUCAACGAGGUUUGUGGAACUCCAGCUUAGGCGGAAUUGAGGCAGGGGCGGGGAAGAUGAUCGGAAAGUAAAUGUCAGUUAGAAGGCUUCAAGAAGUUCUUUAGAAAGGUGUUCAGAAAGUUAUUGGAAGGUCAAAAAAUGAAAAUUACGAGAAGCCUUCGAGCUGGCUUUUAGUAGGUCAGUUAGGAAGCUGAAUAGAUGAAGCCAAGAACAUUUUCUGGAGCCUUUCAAAUUUCAAAAGAAAGUAGAAGCCUCUUACAACUCUCCGUACACCCUCCAGACAGCUUCCGGACAGCUUCCAGGAUUCUCCAAAUAUUGAUCUGAAGAAUAAAGACUGAUUUCAGUCGACAUACUACAUGGAGUCGCAACUCGGCCACCCAGUCUUUGAGACUAAAUUCGGCAAGAUUGCGGUCAACAUCUGUUACGGUCGUCAUCAUCCUCAGAACUGGAUGAUGUACGCUUUGAACGGCGCCGAAGUCAUCUUCAAUCCGUCGGCGACUGUUGGAGGACUCAGGUAUGAAAGUAGUUCAGAAAUAGAAGAAAAGGUUGUUUUUCUGAAGUUACUCAAUUUACUCUGAAAGCAAAAACCGGUGUAUUUUAUAUAGGCCUAUGUUCGAAGUUGAAAUGCUUCAGAACUCCUAAAUUUCGCUGAUUUGAUCUAACGAAAAAUCUUAUUGCUGCAGUGAGCCUUUGUGGGGUAUCGAGGCGAGGAACGCCGCCAUCGCCAACCACGUCUUCACCGUGGCCAUCAACCGCGUCGGCACCGAAGUCUUCCCCAACGAGUUCACUUCAGGAAACGGACUUCCAGGUGAAAUGCUCCUUCUCAAUCAUACUCAAAAAACCUUGUGUUUUUUUUUCUGUCUCUUAUUUUGUUAUUCAUUCCGCAAUUGGGUUAUAAAUUUAAAAAAGCAUCGUAAUGGUCUUAGUUCCGAGAUCAUUUUCUCUUAACUCGUUUCUUCAUUUUGAUACUGUUUGUGAUUUUAAUGAGGACGGAUACCAAUAAUGCCCAUAUAUAAACUGAUCAUAUCUCUUCUUUCAAACUGAAAAUAUUGGAAAUUUUCAGCCCACAAAGACUUCGGUCACUUUUACGGUAGCAGUUACAUUGCAGCUCCAGAUGGCAGUCGGACGCCGGUUUGAUUUUUUUCUUACCUGGAAACAUUUUUAAAAAGUUUUUUUCAGAAGAAUAAAACAAUAACAUUCAGAAGAAUAACAUUUAAAAUUAUAAAUAAUUUUAUUUUUUUCUGAACGAAAGAGAAAUCUCAAAAAAAGUUGGCUUAAAAAGCGACACCUCUCGAGUUAAUGAGACGUCUUUUUAAAAAAAUAAGAUUUUUUUAGAUUGAAAGGAGAAAAAAAUGAUUCGAUUUUUUUCCGGAAAUCUUUCAUCGUCGGAAUUUCAGAGUCUUUCCCGGGUAGAGGAAGGCGUCCUGAUAGCUGAAGUCGACCUAAAUUUGUGUCGCCAAACCAAAGACAACUGGGGAUUCAGAGUGGGUUUUUCUUUUUUGAAUUUAGAAGUUCUUUCAAAAGAUCCGUGAGUAUCAAAAUCUUUAUGAUAUAGAAUUUUUUUGGUCUCACCGAGAGGUGACUCUAUUCAGAGAAGAACUUUCCAAAAUUUAGCUGGAAAGCUUUUUUAUUGAGAACCAACAGUUGAUAAGUAUCAAUGGAAAAACAAGCUAGCAAGUCUAGCAAUCGAAAAACUAUAUUUUUCGAACGGUUGAUUUAUUUUAAUGAAAGGAAAACAAAAUGUUUGCAGAUGACAAACCGGCUGGAGUUGUACGCGAAAUCGUUCACAGACGCCGCCGACCCCAACUACCGGCCGCCGAUUAUCCGCGAAAACUGA